AUGUUCAGCGGAACCACCAAGUGUCAGAGGAACCACCAAGUGUCAGAGGAACCACCAAGUGUCAGAGAAACCACCACGUGUCAGUGGAACCACCACGUGUCAGUGGAAUCACCACGUGUCAGAGGAACCACAGGUGUCGGAAGAACCACAAGUGCCAGAGGAACCACAGGUGUCGGAAGAACCACAAGUGUCAGAGGAACCACAGGUGUCAGAAGAACCACAAGUGUCAGAGGAACCACAGGUGUCAGAAGAACUACAAGUGCCAGAGGAACCACAAGUGUCAGAGGAACCACAAGUGUCAGAGGAACCACAAGUGUCAGUGGAACCACCACGUGUCAGUGGAAUCACCACGUGUCAGAGGAACCACAGGUGUCAGAAGAACCACAAGUGUCAGAGGAACCACAAGUGUCAGAGGAACCACAAGUGUCAGAGGAACCACCAAGUGUCAGUGGAACCACCACGUGUCAGUGGAAUCACCACGUGUCAGAGGAACCACAGGUGUCAGAAGAACCACAAGUGUCAGAAGAACCACAAGUGUCAGAGGAACCACAAGUGUCAGAGGAACCACAAGUGUCAGAGGAACCACCAAGUGUCAGUGGAACCACCACGUGUCAGUGGAAUCACCACGUGUCAGAGGAACCACAGGUGUCAGAAGAACCACAAGUGUCAGAGGAACCACAGGUGUCAGAAGAACCACAAGUGUCAGAGGAACCACAAGUGUCAGAGGAACCACAAUUGUCAGAAGAACCACAAGUGUCAGAGGAACCACAAGUGUCAGAGGAACCACAAGUGUCAGAGGAACCACAAGUGUCAGAGGAACCACCAAGUGUCAGUGGAACCACCACGUGUCAGUGGAAUCACCACGUGUCAGAGGAACCACAUGUGUCAGAAGAACCACAAGUGUCAGAAGAGCCACAAGUGUCAGAAGAACCACAAGUGUCAGAGGAACCACAAGUGUCAGAGGAACCACCGUGUGUAGUAAGAAGUCUCGGUUUAACAAACAAAAAUAGUGAGCAGUAUGAAUGGAAUUAUUGA
Molecule: messenger RNA, 1035 nt
Organism: Ostrea edulis (European flat oyster)
Lineage: Eukaryota; Metazoa; Mollusca; Bivalvia; Ostreida; Ostreidae
Exons: 2
Coding region: 1-1035 (344 amino acids)
Source: RefSeq, a predicted model, not a curated record